Pochonia chlamydosporia 170 is the source of this 870-nucleotide messenger RNA. RefSeq lists its product as hypothetical. The transcript has a single exon. Bases 1 to 870 code for a protein of 289 amino acids. The record is from RefSeq and is a predicted model, not a curated record. Lineage: Eukaryota; Fungi; Ascomycota; Sordariomycetes; Hypocreales; Clavicipitaceae.
AUGGAGGAAUUGCGCUGCGCCGCCAUCAUCGCGAAUCUCGAGGGCAUCAAGCACCUCGCAAUGUGGAUGGGCGAAUUCACAAAAUCCACAAGCAUCGCAAACCUCGACAAUCGUGUUCGGCGCCUCGAGACGAGCUUCUGCAUAACGUCUCCGCCUCCUGUUACGGAACCUACUUGGAAGGGUCUCGUAUGGAGAGUAUGGAGACUGCGGAGCAGGAUUCCCCGAGACACAGUAAACGAGCUCGAGGCCGAUGCUUCCACGGCUGGCAAGGACCUCGUGUCCAUGAUUCGUGAUUCGUCGGAGAUAACGCUCGCGGAUGUCACGAGCGCGGUUCACAGCAUCAAAGGCGUCAAAAAACUUGAUCCAGACGACAAGUUUGACAGUGAUGACGCGCAGUUGAGUUAUUGUCUACAGGUCCUCUGUAAUGUGAUUGGGGAGAACCAGAGCCUGCUUGGAUGCAUUCCCAUGACCAUCGUGGAUAUAUAUGCUACCGCCGUGCGCGUCUCGAUUCAGUUUGAGAAGAACGGCCGCUGGGGUCCUCAUCUACCCGGGAUGAGACCGCCACAUGUGCCUGCGCGCUGUGGCACGAAGCCGGCGAAGCCAUGCUGUGGCUGUUGCAGCUGCUUCUGCCAUAAUAACAGGCCGGGUGGGAUUACUGUUCCCCCUCCUGCCAGGCGAGGCCGUGUGCCGGCGAGGAGAGCGCCCCGAUGUAGGGAAAGAAGCACGUCUAGUGAGCGUUCUGAGAGGUCUGUGAGAGAAAAGCCUUCGCGAUUUGAGUGGUUCAGGAAGCUGUGCUUUUGGAAGAGGGACACGGUGAAGGAUGAUGAGUCUAUCUCGUCGUCCGACGGGUCUAGGACUAUUGUUGAUUGA